Cordyceps militaris CM01 is the source of this 495-nucleotide messenger RNA. Its product is annotated as PaaI_thioesterase family protein, putative. The transcript has 8 exons. Bases 1 to 495 code for a protein of 164 amino acids. The record is from RefSeq and is a predicted model, not a curated record. Gene Ontology annotation, molecular function: fatty acyl-CoA hydrolase activity. NCBI's taxonomy places the organism in Eukaryota, Fungi, Ascomycota, Sordariomycetes, Hypocreales, Cordycipitaceae.
AUGGCCAAGAAAUUAUCGCCGCUGGCCUUUACACAGACUGUAGUCAAGUCAUUCAUGGCCCAGUCCGGCCUGGAGCCGCAAUUGCUUGGUGCCAGUCGUUUUCGUGUGACAAGUGCUGCCAAAGGCAAGGUUGAUUUUGAGUUGGACAUACACCGGGACCACACCAACCGCUUAAACACCAUACACGGGGGCACAUUGGCUGCCAUUGUCGACCUAGGCGGCAGUUUGGCCGUCUCGUCUCACGGAAGAUGGAAGACUGGCGUGUCAACCGACAUCAACAUCAGCUACUUGAAUCCAGGCGGUAAACCUGGUGAUAUCCUCAAGGGCGUGGCCGUCUGUGACAAGAUCGGCAAGACGUUAGCAUACACGACAGUUCAGUUCUUCAACAGCAAGGGCCAGCUGGCAGCUCGAGGCAGCCACACAAAGUUCGUCGCUGGCACGGAGAACGAGUUGGGAGAGUACGUUGUCCCGCAAGAGUUCUCAGAAGUCGACUAG